Uranotaenia lowii is the source of this 4543-nucleotide messenger RNA. RefSeq names its product adenylate cyclase type 5-like. The coding region runs from base 82 to 3057 and encodes 991 amino acids. The transcript has 11 exons. The record is from RefSeq and is a predicted model, not a curated record. NCBI's taxonomy places the organism in Eukaryota, Metazoa, Arthropoda, Insecta, Diptera, Culicidae. Gene Ontology annotation, cellular component: plasma membrane. Gene Ontology annotation, biological process: intracellular signal transduction; adenylate cyclase-inhibiting G protein-coupled receptor signaling pathway; adenylate cyclase-activating G protein-coupled receptor signaling pathway. Gene Ontology annotation, molecular function: adenylate cyclase activity.
AUUAACGACCUGGCUAGCAGUGAUAACGAUGUUAUUAGCAGCCCGGCAGACGAAGAAGCAGAAGCAGAAGAUGCUGCUGCCAUGGCUAAUGACGACCUCGACGAGAAUGGUGAUGGUCCUUCGAGCCAGCCGGGAACUCCGGCCACCCCGCAGCUGAAUCUGACCGGAUCCACCAUCAUCAUCGAAUCAGCGACGGGAGCCGGAACAAUUCCGAGGAGCCGGAACAAAACCCUACCGGAUAUGAUGGAAGACAUUUGCAGCCGGGAUUAUUUCACCCUGCUGAAGGACAACAUGACCCAGCUGAUCCUGAUUGGAGUUUGUGCCACUGUUUAUGCGGUGCUGCUGGCUUGUCUCUACAAACGGCGGAUCAAUGAAAUCUACCUGUUCCAGGUUUCGUACGUGGUCAUGGUGACGCUCCUGGCGCUGGAUGUCUGCUUCAGUUUUGCUCCUUCGGCCAAAAAAUUCACAUCUUCCGGCGGUUGCACCGUGAUGGCCAUCUACAUCAUCUACACGAUGCUUCCCAUCAGGCUGCGGGAAGCCGUAGUCGGUGGAACGCUCCUUUCGGUGACCCACUUCCUGCUUACCUUCUUCAUGAACGAAUCGGAUGAUUUCGACGUUCUUUACUCCGAUCUCAUAACGCUGGGCUGUACCAACGCAACCGGCAUUCUACUGCACUGGCCCAAGGAGAAGUCCCAGCGGAAUGCGUUCAUGGAAACGCGUCAGUGCGUCGAAGCGAGGCUUCGAAUACAGCGCGAGAAUCAGAAGCAGGAACAGCUGCUGCUCUCGGUGCUACCGAGACAUGUGGCGAUGGAGAUGAAGAGCGAUAUUGCUGUUCAGCAUCGGGAGGAGGCUCAGUUUCAUAAGAUCUACAUUCAGCGGCAUGAGAAUGUUAGCAUUCUGUUCGCUGACAUCUGUGGGUUUACGUGUUUGUCGGACCAGUGUACAGCGGAGGAGUUGGUGAGGUUAUUGAACGAACUGUUCGCCAGAUUUGAUCGGCUAGCGCAAGAGCAUCACUGCUUGAGGAUCAAGCUGUUGGGGGAUUGCUACUACUGUGUUUCCGGACUUCCGGAAGCUCGGCCUGAUCACGCGGCCUGUGCGGUAGAAAUGGGCCUAGACAUGAUCGACGCCAUUGCUUUGGUGCGGGAAGUCAUGGCAGUUAAUGUGAACAUGAGGGUCGGGAUUCACACCGGUCGGGUUCAUUGCGGGGUCUUAGGGCUCCGAAAGUGGCAAUUCGAUGUGUGGUCCAACGAUGUUACGCUUGCGAACUACAUGGAGAGUGGAGGGAUCCCCGGAAGGGUUCACAUCACCAAAGAGACGCUAAAGUGUUUGGGUGAUCACUACGAGGUCGAGGAAGGUCGAGGAGCCGAUCGGAACAACUACCUUAAGGAUCACCAGAUCCAGACAUAUCUUAUAGUUCCUAAGGAAUUCCGGGCGCACACGAUCUCGAAGCAGUCCUCGGCGGUAAAUGGGAACAUCAGUAAGGAGCUACGGAUGAUGGGCCACUGGUCCAAGAUGGGGUUCAACGACAAGCAGGAGCCAAAGAGCACCGAGGAGGAGGUAAACGACUAUCUCAUAAAGGCGAUCGAUGCCCGGUCGAUCGAUCGGCUGCGGAUGGAUCACUGCAAGCGCUUCCAUCUUACCUUCAUCAAGGACGACAUCGAGCAGAAGUACUGCCGGGAGCCGGACCCGAUGCUCAAUGUCUACUUCUACUGUAGUAUCAUCAUCUUCUUUGGGAUCAUGUCGAUCCAGGUGCUAGUGUUUCCUAUGGACCAGUACAGCUAUUGGGUUUACGGUGUUCUAACCGUAACGCUACUGGUGUCAUGUGUUCCUGUUUUCUCUAGAGAAGAUACGAAAAUUUCAAGCUUCUUCCGAACGAUGUCACAGAAAAUUCACGGUCGAAGGGAGUUGGCUCAAGUGAUAUCGUUAUGCGUUGUCGUCACUGUGAUAUGUUUAGCUUACUAUAAACUGACUUUAUUCUUCUACCAAUCGCUUAACGACAAUUAUUUCUUAGAGUGGCCUAGUAAUUGUAAAGAGUCUAAAUACGUUAAUAUUCUAUUGCUUCUAACCCUGCUUGCCUUACUGACCUGUGCGGUCCAUCAGUUUAUUCGCAUUCUGUUCAAGAUUGUCCUGCUGGUAGUCAUCUUGGUGUGCUACAUCGCAUCGAUCGUCGUGCUGGCGCUGAUCUUCGAUCGACAUUGCGAACCUUGGUUCCUAACGACCGAACGGUUCCUGAUCGACGUGGCCUUUCUGGUGGUGUUCGUCAUCGGUCAGAUCAUGCACAGCCAACAGACGGAAAUCACCCGGCGGUUGGAUUUCAUCUGGAAGCUGCAGGCCACCGAGGAGAAGGAGGACAUGGAACAUCUGCAGGCCUACAACCGGAAGCUGCUGGCCAACAUCCUGCCUGUUCACGUGGCCGAUCAUUUUCUGCGAAGGGAGAAGAACAUUGAGGAAAUCUACCACGAGCAGUGCGAUCGGGCUUGCGUAAUGUUCGCCUCGAUUCCCAACUUUUCCGAGUUCUACAUCGAACUGGAGGGUAACAACGAGGGCGUUGAAUGUCUACGGUUACUCAACGAAAUUAUUGUAGAUUUCGAUGAGUUGCUGGGCCUAGAUCAGUUCAAGCAUGUCGAGAAGAUUAAAACGACCGGAUCGACCUAUAUGGCCGCUUCCGGUCUCACGCUGAGGGCCAAUGAUGUCAAAGAAACGGGACACGUUUUCGCCAUGAUGGACUACGCCCUGGAACUGUUCAAGAAGAUAACCGACGUCAACGAGCAUUCCUUCAACAACUUCCGGAUGAGAAUAGGGAUCAACAUUGGUCCGGUAGUGGCCGGGGUAAUCGGGACCCGGAAGCCCCAGUACGACAUCUGGGGUAAUGCGGUUAACGUAGCUUCCCGGAUGGAUUCGACAGGGAUAAUGGACCACAUCCAGGUCACGGAAGACAUCUACGAGAUCGUGAAGGACAAGGGUUACAAUCUGACCUGCCGGGGGACGAUCAACGUCAAGGGCAAGGGUACGAUGGUCACCUACUUAAUGCCCGGAAUUGCCAAGGACCAGAACUAAGAGAUAGCAAGUUGUCGAGUGGCGGAUGAGAGCAGUUUCCAUUUACAUUUCCAAGCCGAAACGAAAAGUGUUAUUCUGUGACAUAUCAAAGCAUGAAGAUUUUACUGUAGUCAAGCCACACAAAUAGUCCAAAGGAGAGAUCAAGCAAGACGAAUAGUUUAGUUUAAGAAGUCCUUAGUUCAAAUGUUUUAAUUAUUGCCUGAAGGGUUGCCAUUUCAGUUUAUUGUAAAUCAAACAAUCAUCAAAUUACGAUAUUUUUGUUUUCAUUUGAACAUUGAAGAGGAAACUACUUAAUUGAAGUUCGAUCAAUCCACCCAAAGUAUUUAUGAAACUCACAUCAAAUGUUCGAAAUAGUAGUCGAAUAAAUCACUCUUGGUUAGUUCUUGCACUGGAAAAAUAUAAACAAAUGACUGAUUUUCCACCUUUAGAUCGAGUACAGAAAUUAGUUUAAAAAAACCAAGACGCAAAAAACAUCGUAAACUAAGAGUUUCACAUCUUCAAAUUGCUGAGGAACUAAAUCAAAAUAACCGAAAUAAGAUUCACUGCUUCCAAGUCCAUGGCACGUAGAUUGUAGCAAUCAUCCGAUGUUAGAACCGAAAAAUACAAAACAUCUUGUAGUUGAUGAACAGUUGUAGAUUACAUCCCGUGGAGAAAAAAAUUAAGUCCUAGACUAUCUCUGUCAAUUAAAAUCACGCUCUGUUGUACAGUGGAAAAUAUUUAUUUAAAAUAGAAACAAAAAGCUCAGCAAAAACAUGACUUGACCAAAAUCCACCUGAAACAGGAAAUUUUGUAAAACAAUCCAACCAUCAUCAAUCACAAAAACUUAAAUGCAGGGCUCCCACAAAGCUGGAAUCGAAAGAGUAAAAAACAAAACAGUAGAACUGUUUGAAUGAGAAAUAUUUUUGAAAAAAAAUUGAUUUUCAAAAGAUAAGAAAGCUAUAUUUUGAGAAAAAGGUUUCCGAAGACAUUUUUCAUCAACCAAAGUGAAGACCAAAUACUGAAAUACUUGAAACAAAAAUAAUUGAAAAAAAGUAAUAAAAUUUGCUCUUAGCUUCGUUUCAUACAACUUUGCCUAAAACAAUCACUCGUAACCUGUCGUUAAUAAAAAAAAGCAAACUUUUUUUUCGAAUAAGUUAACCAAAGAAAAAAAAACUAUGCUGAAACAGUAUUACGCCGAUCUGAUUAACAAAAAAGAAGGACUCUAGGAGGCUACUUACUUACUAAUAUAGAAGAAAAAUGUUGUACAUUGGAUAGACUAUACUCUGUUGAUUCUACUACUAAAAUAUAAUAUAGAUGGAAUUUAUACAUACCUGUAUGCUCAUUUAUUAGCGGCAAAACUGAACCGAAUGAAGGUGAAACAGAAAUAAAUGUUGAAAUCGAAAAUUGCCUAAGAAAGAGAUAGUAGUCAGUGUAAUUUAUUGAAAAGAAGCAACCAAAAAAAAAAAUUAUAGUGAGUAUCUGUUUUGACUUUCGGUGACUGAAAGUC